CGGCGGCGAUGAGCGCGGUGAACAUCACCAACGUGGCGGUGUUGGACAACCCCACCGCCUUCCUCAACCCCUUCCAGUUCGAGAUCUCCUACGAGUGCCUCGUGCCCCUCGACGACGAGGACGGGAUAUCAGGAGGGGCGUGGGCGUCGCCGCAUCGAUUUUCCUCCACUAACCCGUAUCUGCAUCGAUUUUUUCUUCUGCAAACUGCAGUGUUUUCGAGUGUUGUGGCUAUUUUUCUUCAGCGAACAUUGUAGUUCCGUAAUGGAGGAACGUUUCCACUCAUUAGUCAUUAGUAUGUUUUGGAUGCAGAAGCUGAUAUACGGAUCGCGAUUUAUGGUAAUUGCUUACACGAACAACUCAUUAUUGAUUCAUGAAUGAUCUAGAGUGGAAGCUUAUAUAUGUUGGAUCAGCUGAAGAUGAAAACUAUGAUCAACAACUUGAGAGUGUGCUUGUUGGCCCUGUCAAUGUUGGGACUUACCGUUUUGUACUCCAGGCUGACCCACCAGAUCCCUCAAAGAUCCGUGAGGAAGACAUAAUUGGUGUGACCGUGCUGCUAUUGACAUGCUCUUACAUGGGCCAGGAGUUCAUGAGAGUAGGUUACUAUGUGAACAAUGAUUACGACGAUGAGCAAUUGAGAGAAGAGCCUCCAGCAAAGGUGCUAAUUGACCGGGUGCAGAGAAAUAUCUUGGCGGACAAGCCCCGCGUCACCAAGUUCCCUAUCAACUUCCAUCCUGAACCAAGUACAAGCGCGGGACAGCAGCAGCAGGAACCCCAGACAGCCUCGCCAGAAAACCACACAGGCAAUGGUGAUGCAAGCAAGCCUGAAGCUGACCAAUGAGCACAGUUUGGUGUGCUAACAUUUUGGUGCACAUCUUCCAGGAUUUGCUGUAAUAUUGCAAACGGGAUUACUUAUUCUGCAUUGCUCUGGGAUCGUGGUUCUAGCACUUGGUGGUUGUUUAGAACUGUUUGUUCUGUAACUUGAGUUGGAAUUGCCGGGUGGCUGGAUGUUACUUUAGUACUUUCAGUACGUUCUCUUGCAAUUGCUGUAUUGCUUUCUUUAGAGUAGCGAGUCAACCUAAACUACCCGUGAGCAAUUCAUCAGCUUUGUGGUAUAGAUUCUAACUGGGGAACCCUUUUGCUCACAGUGCAAGUGUGGUGUAAUGACUUGUAAUUGUAAGCACACGCUUGUUUUGCCAUGAGAACUGAGGAAUGGCAGUUCCCUGGAGUUGAUCAAAGUCUCUGU
Molecule: messenger RNA, 1243 nt
Organism: Setaria italica (foxtail millet)
Lineage: Eukaryota; Viridiplantae; Streptophyta; Magnoliopsida; Poales; Poaceae
Product: histone chaperone ASF1B
Exons: 4
Coding region: 371-838 (155 amino acids)
Biological process (GO): DNA replication-dependent chromatin assembly
Cellular component (GO): nucleus
Molecular function (GO): histone binding
Source: RefSeq, a predicted model, not a curated record